This is a messenger RNA of Patella vulgata (common limpet), 6610 nucleotides long. Its product is annotated as serine/threonine-protein phosphatase 6 regulatory ankyrin repeat subunit B. The transcript has 22 exons. Gene Ontology annotation, cellular component: cytoplasm. The record is from RefSeq and is a predicted model, not a curated record. NCBI's taxonomy places the organism in Eukaryota, Metazoa, Mollusca, Gastropoda, Patellidae. Gene Ontology annotation, molecular function: protein binding. Bases 1043 to 4591 code for a protein of 1182 amino acids.
UGUUGAUUGAAUUGUAACACCCACUAAUUCAACUUAUAACUUGGUAAAAUUUAGAAAUUUUGAUAAUUGUUCCUGAAACAAAGGGUAAAUUGUGUGCUGUGUAGUUGUAAAUCUUAACACUAAAAGAAGACCUGGAAGUACCUAGUUGUAAGAUAGGAUUAUUCACUAUUCUUCAUCACCAGAAAAUGACUCCAUUCCUGCAGAAAAUAUUUAUUGAUUUCCAAGCUUGUAAACAUCAUAUAUUUCAACUUUUGUAAAACAUUGUUCAUUCAGUGACACUUAUGCUGAUAAAUGAUCAGGCAAAUUAUUAAACAUUUUGUGCAACAUUUUCCCAGAAGUCAUUUCUACCUCACUGCUGGUGCACAAUUUCCACCCAGUUAUCCCUUACAUUCCUUUAAAUUACAUUCCAAUAGAAAGCACUCUGAAGAUAAUCAGCAUAAUCUAAGGGGAAAAUGGAGAUUUAAAGAGAAGAUAAAUAGGACUGUAACCUUAACUUCAAAUACAUUAAAAUCAGUUUGCAAUGAAAUAUGAAACAGCAUAUCUAUAUGACACCGCAAGUUCAUGUAGCAUCAUCUGUUUAUUCCCUGCUCCUGCUCACAUCUCCGCUAUUAUUAAAGUUUUACAGAUCUUCAAAUUAGCUCGAUCUGAUGACAUUAUUUAAGAAAUUGGAUCUGAUUUAAUUAAUAGAAUCUCCACAUAAUUUUUCUUACUUUCUUACUUUUCUUACUUUUUUAUUUGAAUUGUCCUGAUCAAAAAUAAUGAAGAAACGGUGUUAUUUAUAAAGCUGUUGAUUUGCAAGCACUGAUGAAUUAAAUGUCGCAGAAUACAAAGAGUGAGUGUCUAAACCACAAAAUGUACCAUGACAUGUUCAUAUCGUCUUUGUCAAAUUUUAAUUUAUUUUUAAUAUAAAUGUAGUAGGUAUAUUUAACACAAAUAUUUCUGUGAUAAAUCUAAGUGAACAAUUUAGUGAAUGAAACAUUUUAAUGUUUUUUGAGUAAUAGAACAUUACUAGCUCAUUCAGUCCAGUGUUUUUGAUGCCGCUAUGUUUUCCUAUGCUCCCAACGCCUGCUUUCCAUCGCCAUCAUUUAAGACUGACAACCCUUCCAACAAACCAUUGUAUAGUACUGGUAUUUUUUAUAGACAGAAUGUUUCACAGGACGUGUCUAGAGAUGCUGCAUUCACCCAAUCACUUAGAGUGACAAGCAGACGUGAUGUGUUUGAAACCAACUCAGAUUUUAUAGAAACAGUUCAAGUAUUACCGUCUGCUUCAGGAAGAUAUCAAAUUUACCGCCCAGGUAGUCACACAAAUGUAAACCGAAAUAUGACCCAGAUUCGAGCAGAUGGUUAUAAACAUAAUAUUUGUAAUCCGGAUAUGCAAAAUAAAUAUGAAAAGAUAUUGAUAGGAGAUUCAAAAAAAUUGAAGUCUUCUGCCAGCACAAGCUCAAUGUCAACGAAGAAAAAAAUAAAAUCGAAAGGGAAGAUAGGUCCGACCCCGAUACCAGCUAAUAGAGAUGAUCUUGAGUGUAGUUGUAAGUUGUAUCAUUCGCACGUUUUUCUUGAUGAAACUAUCAAUGCUGACAUAUUGAAGCUAGAGGAACAACGAUUAAAGGCUGUGGAGAAUUCUCGCGUUACCGAGAUAUAUCAGGCAGAAGGUAAUGAGGAUCCUGGAAAUAUAUUUUGGACUCCGGGUCUUUCAUUUCAUCCUUACAAAAAUGGAGAUGCGUUGGUAGAUUUUGCUUCCUUGUGGCCAGGUAAAAAUGAGCUUCGAGAUCAUCUACAGAAUUCAGGUGUUCAGACGACAGUGUUGCGUAAUGGAACUGUGUCUGAUUUAGGACGCCAAGCCAUUGUUUGUGGUCCCAUUCACUUAUUGGAUUGUCUUAUACAGCUUCGUCUGAUCAGGGUGGAUCAACAGUUUGAAAAUGGAAGCAGUAUGUUACAUCUGGCCUGUUUAUCAAGAAAUACAGAGUCUGUCUUAUAUCUCAUCCAAACUGGUGUAUCCCCUAAGAUACGAGAUAAACAUGGUUGUACAGCUGAUCAGGUCACAUAUUGUCCAAAGAUAAAACGUCUUUUACCACCAAAAUAUCAUCGUGAUACCAACAUCACAAAUAGAACGUUACUAGACCCCAGUCGACAAGAUAAAGACAUCAUCUUUUCUCUUGCUAAAAAUCCUAAAAACUUUGAUGAUAUUCAGAAGAGAUUACAAACGUUUGAUUUUAAUGUAAAUACAGAAUGUGAUAGUAAUGGGGAUUUUCUACUACAUAUAGCCUGUAAUGAAGGAUUAUGUCAAUUACCAUUAAUAAUGGCAUUAGUUAAAAUACAACAUGCUGAUAUAGAAUUAUGUAAUGCCGAUGGUAUGACACCACUCAUGUUAACAGCUACAGCUGGAAAUAGUGUUCUCUGUGAUGUGUUAAUGUGUCUGUUUGGUGCCAAUCCUAAUAAAUCUAAUCCUCAUAAUGGUAGAUAUGCUUUACAUUAUGCUGUUGAGGGUAAUCAUAGAAAAAGUGUAGAGUGUUUGAUACGUCGUGGUGCAGAUGUUAAUGUUGAAGAUCAUGAAGGGCGUAGACCAGAUGAUGUCCCUGCAUGCAUUGGUCCUGAUGAUUCUUGUGAAAUAAUAAAAUAUAACAGAAAGAAAAGACUGGAUAAUUUAAGUCAGAGUGUAAAAGAGGGUACCAUAGAAUCAUCAGAUAUAUUGAUUACAGAUUUAUAUACUGUAGAUAAUGAUAAUAAUACACUAAUAAUGGCAGCAGCAGUAGCCAAUCAAGUGGAAACAAUGAGUCGUCUUUUAGCUGUAAAUAAAACGACUAUAAAUGCUCAACAUUGUCAAACUGGUAUGACAGCUUUAGCUAUUGCGGCACAGAAUGGUUAUAGAUCAUGUUGUCAACUACUGUUAUUACAAGGUGCUAAUCCUGCUAUAAGUGAUAUGAAGGGUCAUCUGCCCCUACACUAUGCUGUCUUCAAUAAUCAUGAACCAAUAGUUGAUCUAUUUUUUGAUUUCUUCCCUGUAGCUUAUACAGGAUUACAUAAAGCUUUAAGAAUGUCAAAAAAGUCAUCUAUACAUGUCAAAUUAAAAGCUGCUUAUGACAAGCGACAAGAUGAAAUAGUGACACCAACAUUGCUAUCAUGUGCUUUCAAUGGUGAUGCUGAAGAGUUGUUUGUUUUAUUAGAUGAAGGUGACUGUAUUAAUCCCAAGACUGGCACUGGAAAUUGGCCAAUGUAUUUAGCCGUUGAAAAUGGACAUUUAGAUGUACUGAAACUUUUACUUGAGAAAGGAGGAGAUAUCAGAAAACGUCAUGGUGUUACAGGGGCCACAGUGUUACAUGUAGCAGCUAGAAUGGGACAUUAUCAUAUAAUGGAACAUCUAGUUAAUUUCUGUAAAACUAACAACUCAGAAGACAUAACAUCAUAUCAUGGUGGUACGAGAAAGAAAGUAGAUAUUAACUCAGUUGAUUCAGAAAAUAAAACAGCUCUACAAGUUGCCGCUGAGAAAGGUUUUAGUAAGAUGGUACAACUGUUGUUAAAUUAUGGGGCUACAACAGCAUUAUUAGAUAAUCAGGGUUUGUUGUUUACAUGUUGUGAAUAUGAGGGUGUAAGAAUGUUAAUUGAAUCGCAUCGUGAACAACAUACUAAACAUGUGAUGAGGCUCAUAUCAGAUAAAUCAAAAAAAGCACCAAGUUUACUACAGAAAGUUUGGCUACCAAGAUUUGACCACAAUCUACGAACUAAGCAAGGUGACACACCGUUAAUGGUGGCCUGUCAUCAUGGCCGUCUUCAGAUGGUUAAGAUAUUACUAGAUUCUGCUAUUUAUUCUAAUAUGCCUGCAGAUGACAGUGGGGAUGAUUCAGAUGCUGAUUCGGGUGUGUUAGAUCAUACCUGGGCUUUUAAACGAAACAAUAAGAUAUUUAAAUCUGAUGAUGGUGAAAAUGUAUCUCUAGUAAGUGGUAAUUUUAACCAAUCAACAGAAGUAAAUAUAGGAGGUGCUGAUCUACAACAUAGUGGUGAUAUAUCACCAUCUUUAGAUGAUAUGUCUGAAAUAAAAGUACAAGAAACUACAAAUGAUAAAACACUAAGAGUAUUAUUACAAGAUGUACAAAAACCUAAAGGCCUUCAAAUAUUUCAUGAUUCUUUGAUAAGUCAUGUUUGUGCUGUGAAUCUGUUUAAUGGUAAUAACGCCUUACAUUACACAAUACAAGGGGGAGAUAAUUUACCUAUUAUAAAGAACUUGUUAGCAGCAGACAUUUCAUGUUUAAACGUUCAAAAUGAUGAUGGAUUAAGUCCCUUACAUUUAGCUUGUAAGAUGGGAAGACGUAAAUCUGUUGAAGUACUCUUGGCAUACGAAGGAAAUGAUUUAAACACAAGAACAUUACAAGGAUUACUACCAGAAGAAAUGACAACUAACAAAACAAUAAUAAAACUUAUACAGAAAGCAAGACUUAAUCAAACAGGCCAAAUGAAACCACAAGCCCCACCAGAAGUAGAAAGUCCAUCUGCAUCCAAAUCUCCUAGUGUUGUUGGUUCAUUAGUUAAUUUUGAUAAACUACACAAUAAGUAUGAAGCUUUAAAAAAAGAAGUGAAGACGACAGAUAAAACGUAGAAUUAUAACUUCUGAAUUUCUGAUGUAUUAUAUCAUUGUGUCAAAAUAUAUGAUAUAUGUAUAUAAAACAGUAAACCAUCUGUGCAUAUUGUGUAUAUAUAUACCGGUAAACAAUUCGUUUAGUUUUUAUACUGCAGGCUAUAUUGAUUUAACUUAUUUAGUUGAGCACUGUGAGAAAGAGACUGUGAUUUAAACUUGUGACAUUGUUAUAUGUAAUGAAAUGGAGAGGCUGGUAGUUAUAUUGUAUUAUACAUGUAGCCAUGCAUUUUAUACCAAUACUCAAUUUUAAUUAUUAUUUUGCUCAGUUAGUAAUUUACUAAUAAUUGAAACUUUCUAGCCUAAAUUGAAUCUGCUUGAAGCCAACAAUGGCUGGUUCAUUUUUAUACGAUCAUAGGCGUAUAUUACCGUCGCCUCCGUCUAUCAGUCGUCCACGAUUUCUUGUGGACACUCUACGGACUACAUUUAUUAUCUGAUCAUUUUGAAAUUUAUAUGUGUUGUUUACGAUAGUGAGACGAAGAAGCCUAUUUAAUAUCAACAUUUUCUGUUCAUUACCUUUAGAGUUAUGGUCCAUGUUUCACUUUGUUGACUCAUGUGAACGCUCUAUGGGCAAAUGUUAUCAUCCGAUCUGUAUGAAAUUUGUAUGCAUUAUUUAGAUUAGUAGAACGAAGAAGUCUAUGGAAUUUCAGUUGAUUACUUUGAUCUGUAUGAAAUUAAUAUUAGUGUCUUGUAAAAGCUCCCAUUACUUACAAAGGAAUAAAUAUGCGACAACCCUUGUCGACUGCUCGAACGAUUUUGCAAGUGGCAACCUAUCUUUAACUAUCUGGGUUUAAUCAAAAAAAUCCCCAGGUUAUCAAAUUCCCCUCCCCUCUGCUCAUGGUGUAGGAGGUGCUAGCAAUCUUUUGAAGCUUUCUACUUCUUAAAUGUUGAUAUUUUUUUUUAUUAUGUUUAGUCUUUCAUGUAUAUAUGUAUCAUACCGUAGGUUAGCGGGCAAAAAUAGACAUGUGCUCAGAAUGCAUUUUACCUCAAUAAUAACCAAACGUACACUUUGUGAUGUCGAAAAUUGUUUUGAAAAUAUUUGAAGCUUUAAUUUUAACAUAAUUCUGUUUAUCACAAACUAUUACAGAAAAAAUGAUAUUUUAAGCUAUUUAAGAAAUUGUUUACUGUAUAGUUAACCAUAAAAGAAAUUGUAUAUAUUCAGUAAACUGUGUAUAUUCAGUAUAGUAAAUUAUAUAUGAGUAUAGUAAAUUGUAUAAUAUAAUCAGUAUAGUAAACUGUAUAAUAUAUUCAAUGUAGUCAACUGUAUAUAUUCAGUAUAUUUAAACAAAUUUAAAGAAAUUGUAAAUAUUUUGUAUAAUUAAUUAUUUAAGAAAAUAUAUCAAAGGAAAGUAUAAUAACCUAAUACAUAAUGACAAGGCCAAUGUAACUCUAUUCUUUAUAGUUUUAGAGACUAUUUGAUUGUUAAAGUAAUAUAUAAAUUGUUAAAUAUUAUAUACUGGUUAGGUACAUGAAAUUAAAAAGGUUUUAAGUGGAAUUUAUAGAAACUGAACACUGUUUUAAACAAUCCCAGUCUGUAAGUGACAGGUAAAUUCAAUUUAUUGAACUUUUCCACUUAUUGGAAUAUCAAAAUCUAAUUUAUUAUAUUUGUUGAAUGUGCAAUAACAGUUGUAUAAUUGUAAUCGUGUAGGCCUACUUGUUGCUUUCUUAGGGCAUUUCUGCUGUAUUUUCAAGCAAAUUAUUCUGUGGGUACAGCAUAAAGUGACUAAUUAUAACAGCAGAAAGCCAGGUAUCUACCUGUCAGGUGAUGCUGACAUGCAAGGGAAGUUUACACAUUUAUUAGUUGGGACAAGAACCAAGGCAUGCACCUAAAAAAAAAAGUCUCAACAGGUAGCCUACUUAUUUUUUUUUUAUUCUGUUUGUGUCUCAAUAAAUAUUUUAGAUUUAUCUUGCAUUACAAUUACAAGGUUCAUGAAUGUUUCAUAUUUUCCUUGAAUUAUGAAAAAAUAAAAAUCCAAUAAGCUA